Molecule: messenger RNA, 1372 nt
Organism: Phyllotreta striolata
Lineage: Eukaryota; Metazoa; Arthropoda; Insecta; Coleoptera; Chrysomelidae
Source: the annotation of a GenBank genome assembly
AAAAAUGGUUACUAGCGCGACUUUUUUUGUUCUUUUCGUAAUAACAACAGCAUUAGGCAAACAGGGUUUCGGCCCGACAGACCAAGACUGGGGCUUCGUGACCGUAAGGGAAAAGGCCCACCUUUUCUGGUGGCUGCACCUCACCACGGCCGACGUCCCGAGCCCCACCGACAAGCCCCUCAUCCUGUGGCUGCAGGGCGGGCCCGGCUCAUCGUCGACGGGCUUCGGAAACUUCGUCGAACUGGGCCCCUUGGACACCGACCUGAAACCGCGGACCUCCACCUGGGUGCAAUACGCCAACGUUCUAUUCGUCGAUAAUCCCGUCGGGACGGGCUUCAGCUACGUCGAGGACGAGUCCCUGCUCGUUAAAAGCAACUCCCAGAUUGCCGACGAUUUCUUGGUGUUUCUCAAGGAGUUUUUCAAACGGCGCUCCGAUUUCGCUAAAGUUCCGUUUUACAUAUUCACCGAAUCCUACGGGGGAAAAAUGACUGUCGAAAUAGCGCUAAAAUUGCACCAGGAAAUAGCGGCUGGAAAUAUCGAAUGCAAUUUAACAGGAAUCGCUCUAGGUGACUCCUGGAUAUCUCCCGCCGACAGCGUAGUGAAUUACGCUCCGUUCCUUCUGCAGAUGGGGGUACUAGACAGUCGAGGUUUCGAAAAAAUAGACAAAGUGGCCCGAUUGCUGCCAGACCUCGUCGAAAAUAAAAAAUACGCAGAAGCCUUCGGCAUCUGGAGGGGCGUAGAAUACGAAAUCAAAGCAAACACCUACGGAGUGGACAUGUACAACGUGCUCACGAAGAAGAAGAGCUCAUCAUCAGUACCAGAUCCCACUAAUUACCCAGGUCAACCUGGUACACCUCCAGAUGCCGAUUCUAAGGUGAACUCCAUCAUGAACAACCUGGUGAGAGAAGCUUUAAACGUGACACAGCCUUGGGGAACCACCGAUGAGGCUGUGUUCGAUGUACUAACCGGCCCGGAAGGAGAUUUUAUGAAGCCUGUCGUGGAUAUUGUCGAGAGGCUCUUGAAUGAAACUGACAUCCAAGUUUCAGUGUACACUGCCGAUUUCGAUCUCAUUUGUAACACACUAGGAACCAUGGCGUGGAUCUACAAUAUGAAUUGGAAAGAUAAAGAAAAUUGGAAUAAGGCUACUAGAGUACCAUAUGCAGUUGAUGGAUAUUAUCAAGGGUACGAGAAGAAAUUCAAUAAUUUCGCCUUGUACUGGGUGGUGAGAUCUGGCCAUAUGGUCCCGGCUGAUAAUCCAGCAGGAAUGUAUCAUAUACUUCAAGAUGUUACCUACGAUUUUGCAGUUUGAGUUUAAUUUAAUUUACUUGACUUGUAAAAUAGAUAUAUUAUACUAUUGAAGCUAUUAAAGAUU